Messenger RNA from Cebus imitator (Panamanian white-faced capuchin), 672 nucleotides. Its product is annotated as cyclin-Y-like protein 2. The record is from RefSeq and is a predicted model, not a curated record. The transcript has 3 exons. Bases 46 to 297 code for a protein of 83 amino acids. Lineage: Eukaryota; Metazoa; Chordata; Mammalia; Primates; Cebidae.
AUCCAAACCACAUCAGAGGUGUAUUUCCCAGUUCCUUCCAGAGACAUGGGCUUCUCAUACCUGGAGAGCAUGAAAGCAGAAAAAAGAAAAGCGAUUCCAUGUCCCUCACACUUCAGUGAUAGGAAUGUUUGCCUACAAGGCCGUUCCAGCAUUAAAGCAGAAGAAAUAGGAGAAAACAGCGGUACAAACCAUAUACAUAUGGAUCGUUUUUCCUUGAAGUUCAGCUCAUGCUCAACCAUUUUCGUAGAAGACAGCACAGCCAGCUUGCCUCACCUUAAAACGACACUAAAAUCGUGAGUACAACUAUACUGCCAAGGGACAGAUUAAAAUUAUUUCAGCCAUUUGGUUUUCCUCUUCAAUCAGUUUAAGAAAUUGGAGUCAACUAUAUGUCGAUACCAGAUUCUAAAUAUUAAGUAUCAAUUUCCCUUUUCAUCUUCUACAUCAUGGUGGAAGGAAAAAUCUCUUAGCAAAUAAGCAAUUUCAGAAAAAGUGUUGCUAUUUAUUUGAUGCCUUUAUGCCUUAAGAGAAUGUUGAAUGCAGUAGGAAGGACAGGUUCCCUUUAUUGAAUGUUUUUUGUGAAAAAUUAGUUUCUCAAUGCGUUGCAGGCCUAAGUCAAUGUGUACUACUUUGGACAUUAGUCUUAGAAGAAGGAACAGCUUUUUCUCCUAAGGC